Vespula vulgaris is the source of this 4635-nucleotide messenger RNA. RefSeq names its product nanos homolog 2 (gene nanos). Gene Ontology annotation, biological process: oogenesis; negative regulation of translation. NCBI's taxonomy places the organism in Eukaryota, Metazoa, Arthropoda, Insecta, Hymenoptera, Vespidae. The transcript is spliced from 3 exons. The record is from RefSeq and is a predicted model, not a curated record. Gene Ontology annotation, cellular component: perinuclear region of cytoplasm. The coding region runs from base 494 to 1060 and encodes 188 amino acids. Gene Ontology annotation, molecular function: mRNA binding; zinc ion binding.
AUCGCCGAUGACAUCCCUGCUCUCUCUCUCUUCAGUCGAACUGGAAAAGUCGUCAAGCUCGGGUGAAAGUUUUCGAGAGUGUAAACGUGCGGCUCUUAACACAUACACACACACACACACAUACAUUCACACACGUACACAUACAAUUCACUAUCCACUAUUCACUAUUCACGUUUGCUACGUACACUUACACAUAUACGCGAUACGCACGUACACAGAGAGAUAGAGACACGCAUACAUACGCGCGCGUUAUACAUGUACAAGCGUGAGAAAAACAUAUAUACAUCGAUUUCAACGAUAAUUGACACACAUCUAUAAAAACUAUACGUACUAUACGAACGCAUAUAUUAUAGAAACGACAUAUAUAAUUAUAUAUAUAUAUAUAUAUGUAUGUAUAUUUUAUAUAUACAAUAAUACGUAUAUAUAUAUAUAUAUACAUAUAUCGAUAUUAUCGAAUUUAAUAUCGUAUCGGAAAAAAGGAAAAUUUUAUUCGAUGAUAAAAGCCACGAUGUUUUGUGUCAAAUCGAGGCAACUACCGAUGCUUCAAGUUUCGGGAAAUUGCUUUUUCCCUUUCAACCCAAGCUUGCAAGAGGAACUUAAACGAUUAUUCACCGAUGAUUUCACGUUCUACAGCUACUAUACUAAUCCGUAUCCUAACGUGGACGACGUGAUGGAAGAAUUUCGUCACAAUGGACGGGAUUUCGAAUAUUGCCCGGAUGUCGACGAUUAUCCACAGCCUGUACCGAAUAUUCGUCGAAAAAAGCCGAAAAAGCCAUUGCCAAACGUAUGUGUCUUUUGUAGAAACAAUGGCGUUGAAGAGAUAUAUUAUCGGCAACAUUUGAUCAAGUAUGCCGAUGGCCGUGUACAGUGUCCCGUUCUUAGGGCCUAUACAUGUCCAAUCUGUGGUGCUACAGGAGAUACAGCACAUACCGUGAGCCAUUGUCCAAUGAGGUCGAAAAAUUCAGCAUCUUAUCAAUCAAAACCAUCAAUUGAAACAAUUUCAACUACGAACGAUCCCAAAUUACAAAGAAGUUCAAUAGGUAAACGACGACAAAAAUAAAUUGAUUUUCUUCGUUCUUUUGGAAUAUAUCGACGAGCUUAAUUUUUUAAGUACUUUAUCAAGUGUGAUCUAUCUUAAUGAAAAAGAAAAUAAGAGAGAGAGAGAUAGAGAGCAAAAGUAUACUAAGUUACUCUGUUGGUAGAAAUGAAUUUCAAUAGAUUUUUGUGCUAUACAAAUAACAAAAAUGAUUAAGUGAUCGCAUUUUUGAAAAUAUAAAAGAUCGUUCGACUUAGAUAUGCCGUAUAUACGUAACUCGAAGUAGUAUGUAUAAUUUUGUAUUAUGAGAAUACGUAGACUUGCAAUGAUUUUGUACUUACUAUAUAUGAUUGAUCCUGUACAUCGUUUAUCAAAUAUGAAUAUCGUGGCGCAUAUUAAUUAUACUUUUAAAGGUUAAGUAAUGAAUUAUUUCAUUGAGAAUGUAUUAAGUGAAGCCUUUUAAACAAUUCUUAUAUUAUACACACACACAUAUAUAUAUGUGUAUAUGUAUAGGUUAUCUUUUUUUCUUUUUUCCUUUCUUCCACUAUAUUAAAUGAAUGACUUUAUUCGACAACAAAAAAAAAAAAAAAAGAAGUGGAUUUUUAAAAGGUUUCGAGUGAUAUCAAAUAUAUAAUUCUCAAUAAUGAAAAUAGAUAAGACUGCAAAGUUUAACAACCGACAAUCUUUUUAUUAUAUAAUAUAUAUAUAUGUAUGUAUGCAUUUAUAUAUGUAUGUAUGUAUGUAUGUAUGUAUGUAUGUAUAUUUAUGUAUGUGUAUUAAUAUAUAUAUACAUAUACAUACAUAUAUAUUAAUUAAAAGAGACGAAGAAAGUUUCUUUUAUAAAUUUUUCAGAAAGAAUAAAUGUUAAUAGCUUGAGAGAAUGAAAUUGCAAUAAUUAUAUAUAUAUAUAUAUUUAUUUAUAUAAAUAAAUAUAUGUAUAUGUAUAUAUAUAUAUAGAAUUAGAUAUAGCUACAUCUUUUUAUGUGCAAAAAUUUAAAUCUUUUCUUUUUUUAUUUAUUACAAGAAGUGAUAUAUAUAUAUGUAUAUAUAUAUAUAUCAUUGUUUUGAAUUUAAGAUGGAUGAACAUUAACGAACGUUAUUUUAUUAUAUAAUUGUGGCCACAAUUCUAAUUAAAAGGCAUGCAUUAAAAAGAAAAAAAAGAUUAUAAAAAAAAAAAAAAAAAAUAUCAUUUUUUUUUGAUUCGUCAAGAUGGCAGUAAUCGUGACGAUAAUUAAAAGAUCCUAUUCGUUUUUUUAAACGCCUUCUGACAGAACUUUAUACGAACUACUACAAAGUUCCAAGACUACUUUAUCGUACAUUUGAAAUAUUAACAAUUUUCUAUGAUAUAAUUGACGUACAUUUUUAAACAUGGCGUUACGUUAACAUUUAUUAUUAUUAUUAUUAUUUUUUUUCUAUUAUGCAAAACUUAGAUCGUCAAAAGUUCUAAGAUAGGAUCGAUACAUCAUAUAUUAAAUUUCUAGAUUCACUGAAGUCGUUCGUUCAUGUGCCUGAUUACGUAAUUAAUAUAAUUGUAGUUAUUGAAGAAUUAAACAAAAAAAAAAUAAAUAAAUAAAAAAUAAAAAGAUUCAAAGAAGAAGAAGAAGUAGGAGGAAAAGGAAAAAAAGGGAAAAACUAAGAAUUUCUAUUUCGACAAAAUAAAUAUUCGUUUUAAUCAUAGUAUUCGAAAAAGUAUUAUUAGAUUUGUAAAAUGAUCUCAAUAUGAUUUUUCUUUUUUAGUCGUCAUAUUGCUCUCAUGUAUCUUUACUUAACAUUUAUAUGUACAUGCAUAUAUGUAUAUACAUAUAUACACACACAUAUGUAUGUGUAUAUAUAAAUAUGUAUGUAUGUAUAUAUGUAUGUAUUUAUAACGGUUUGUGUUCCAAUGUUUUUGUAUUUUUUUUUUUUUUUUGUUGAAAAGUCAGAUACAUAUAUUGUAAUAUUAUAGUAUUAUUGUAACUAUUAUUUUGUAAAUGGGUUAAACUAUUCAAACUAUAUUUGGCUGUAUGUUUUUCCAAAGAUACUUUUUUUCCGCUUAUUAUUAUUAUUAUUAUUAUUAUUAUUAUUAUUAUUAUUAUUAUUAUUAUUAUUAUUAUUUUAUAUAUAUAUUAUACGCAUACAUACACACACGCAUAUAGUAGUAUUUAAAGGAAUUAGUAUUAAAAAAAAAAAAGUUGAAUUACUUAUUCAUACAUAUUAUAUAUAUUACAUAUUACAUAUUAGUUGUAUUAAGUCUUAAGUGAUUUUCUUCCAUAAGAUAUAGUUAAUUGAUUAAUUGCACAAAAUCUAAAAUAUCAUCAUGCUCUCUUUUCCAUCAAACAUUACUCUUUGACUGAAAUAAAAUAGACCUAGUUCAUAAUGAAGAUUAUACGUAUAUAAAGUAUAAUAAUAAAUUGAAUUCUGAAUCGAAGAGCAAAGAUGAUAAAUGUAUAAUAUAAAGCAUACAAGAGAUUAAUAUAAAUUUGUCAUUGAUAUUGCUACUUACUAUAUUCGAGUAAUAUCAAAUCUUUUGUUUUGUUCAUUUAAUUUUUACAUUAUAUAUAUAUUUACACACACACACACACACGCGCUAUAUAUAUAUAUGCAUGUAUAUACACAUAUACAUAUAGUCUCACGUUCUCUUGUUUUAUUACAAUCAUAGAAUUUUACAGAAUUGUACAAAUAUGAUAAUUUUUAUAACUCAGAAAAAAAAAGGAGAAGAAGAAAAGAAUACCAUCUUUAAUAGAUUUCAUGUAUAAUAGAUAAUUAAUGGUAUUGAUCUAUAUAUUUUGUCAUCGAUCAAAUCCAAUGGGCCGUAUUACGUGCUAAAUGCAUAUAUUUUUUUUUUUAAUUUCCUUUCUCUUUUUUGGCUCAAGAAAUGAGUGCCAGAAAAAGAAAAGAUAUACUUUUUUUUUUUGUUUAUUUUUCAAUUUUGCUUUUACAAAUGUUCCUAUAUGUCGCCAGUAAUAAAAUCGGUUGUUGCUAUAUUAUGUAACUUUCUGCAAUAUCGCCAUGAUAAAUACCUCUUUUUGGUACAUAUAUUAUAAUUACUGCUAUUUAAUUAUUAUUAUUAUUAUUAUUAUUAUUAUUAUUAUUAUUAUUAUUAUUAUUAUUAUUAUAUUAAUAUUAUUGAUGUAUAAUUUUACGAUAUUUAAUUAAGUGUUUUUUAUGUGUGAAUUUUGUACUAUGAAUAUUAUUGUUUAGUAUAUAUAUAUAUAUAAAUAUAUAUAUAUUUAGUAUAUAUAUAUAUAAACAAAAAAAAGAAACAAAAAGAAAAGAAAAAAAAAAAUCUGUUUUUACACGUGUUAUUUCUUUUUUUUUUAAUUUUUUUCUUUCUUAAAACACAAAUCAAACCGCGUUCCCUUUUAUGUGUUAAGUAAAUAGGUCAUUGGAUCGACAUUCGUCACGCCAGGUUGGUCCUAAUAUUUUUGUCGAAUUAAUCACUGUGACGAUUUGAAUCUGUUAUACAUAUAUCGAUACAUACCAAUGAUCCAUACGAUUUAUUCGGAGUUUGUCAUACAUUCAUUUUAUUUUUUAUUUUUUACUUUUCAAUAAAAUAACAUGCGUGAUAACAGCAAGUGUCUAUUGUUCAUUCACGUUACGUUUUCGAUCAGUAAUUUACU